AGUCACCGGGUUCAUAGGAAGUGAAGGUUGAGGAGCGACGGAUGGAUGAAUGAAUCGGAUAAGAGUUUCAACUUUAUGUGCUUUUGUAGAGGAGGAACGACAGGGAGGACGGCGCUCUCCUCACCCCCGGUGAUGUGUACGGGACCAGACAGGCUCCUCCGCGGCGAAUCAGCGGCAAUGUCAGCCCGACCGAGGGGCUCAAGGAUGAAGCGCGUCUCCGACCACCGCUGCUCAACUACGGUGCAGUAGUGUGUAAAAUCACCGCCUGCUUGUUUUCGCCCCGCGCUGAGCUCUGAACACGUUGUCCUUUGUGGCCAAAUGUGGGAAGGAGCUCACGUUUCUUCGGGAGAUUCCUGUGGAACAACAGGAGAAGUUGGUUUCGGCGGAUCCUACAUGUGCAUUGUGUUUGCAGUGACUGCUCGGGCCUCUUGACAGCAUCAAAGCGCACAAACCUCUGGCAAAAUGUCAAGGAUGCUCCGGGAGGGAGCGCAGACCGCAGAGACAGCAGCAUGACUGGCAACCCUGAGACACAGGUCAGAAGUGGAGCUGAGAGAGAAGCACUGCUGCUGCUGUUUCAGAGACAUUUUUAACCACACAGAAUGGGACUGCUUGACAUUUGUGUGUUUUUCUGGGCUUCUUCGACGUGACACUGUGUGCGCCUUUUUGGCUCCUGUGCGCCAGGACGCUGUUUCUGCUGCUGCUGUGCAGGUCGGGUGUGAACUGGAGCCCCGGUGGAUGCCGCAGCCCUGCCGGGUCAUAAUCACUGAACAGUGAGGGGGGUCAAGAGAUUGUUUUGGUGAGGGGAAACCCCCGCUUCUUCAUUGCGCCAUGGAUGACUCGGGGAUAAUCCGGCGCCGGAGGCUGCAGAAGGAUUUGCCACUGCCUCGCAAGAGCAGCAGCUGCCGAACAAGCAACAGGAAAAGUCUGAUCCUGACCACCACCUCCCCCACGCUGCCUCGCCCACACUCCCCUCUUCCUCUCCCUGGACACCUCGGAAGCAGCCCCCUGGACAGCCCACGAAACUUCUCUCCCAGCAACCCUGCACACUUCUCCUUCGCCUCCUCCAGAAGAGCGGACGGACGACGAUGGUCUUUAGCAUCUUUGCCUUCCUCUGGAUAUGGCACCAACACUCCCAGCUCAACGUCCUCCAGCUCCUCUCAGGAGCGACUGCACCAGCUGCCCUUCCAGCCCACCAUGGACGAGCUCCACUUCUUAUCCAAGCACUUUGGCAGCACCGAGAGCAUCACGGAUGAUGAUGGGGGCCGCUGCUCUCCACACAUGCGCCCGCGCUCCCGCAGCCUCAGCCCAGGACGUUCCUCCUCCUGCUAUGAUAAUGAGAUAGUCAUGAUGAACCAUGUGUACAAAGAGCGCUUUCCAAAGGCCACGGCACAGAUGGAGGGGAGGCUGGCCGAGUUCAUCCAGGCUUUCUCUCCUGAAAAUGUUCUUCCACUGGCCGACGGAGUCCUCAGCUUCAUUCACCACCAGAUCACUGAGCUGUCCAGAGACUGCCUGGCCAAAUCCCGAGAGGGCCUCAUCACAUCUGUUUACUUCUUUGAGCUGCAGGAGAACCUGGAGAAGCUCCUUCAGGAUGCCUUCGAGCGCUCAGAAAGCACCGAGGUAGCCUUCGUCACAGAGUUGGCGAAGAAGCUUCUCAUCAUCAUCUCCCGACCUGCCAGGCUUCUGGAGUGUCUGGAGUUUAACCCCGAGGAGUUCUACCAUCUGCUGGAGGCCGCGGAGGAUCACGCCAAGGAGGGUCACCUGAUGAAAACGGACAUUCCUCGUUACAUCAUCAGCCAGCUGGGGCUGACUAGAGACCCUAUUGAAGAGAUGGUAAACCUCGACAGUUACGACAGUGAGGGACCGCUGACACCUGAAACAGAUGACUCAGCAGAGGGUAAGAUUAAAGCAAUGAAACCACCAGGAGAAGCAGACUUCCAGACCAUCAAGCUGAUCAGUAACGGAGCGUACGGCGCUGUGUACCUGGUGCGUCAUCUGGAGACACGCCAGCGAUUUGCUAUGAAGAAGAUCAAUAAGCAGAACCUGAUCCUGAGGAACCAGAUCCAGCAGGCCUUUGUGGAGAGAGACAUCCUCACCUUCGCAGAGAAUCCCUUUGUCGUCUCCAUGUUCUGCUCUUUCGAAACCCGUCGGCACCUCUGCAUGGUCAUGGAGUAUGUAGAAGGUGGAGACUGUGCUACUUUGCUGAAGAACAUUGGGGCUCUGCCUGUGGAAAUGGCACGCAUGUACUUUGCAGAGACCGUCCUUGCACUGGAGUACUUACACAACUAUGGCAUCGUACACCGUGACCUCAAGCCUGACAACCUCCUGAUUACCUCGAUGGGCCACAUCAAGCUCACAGACUUCGGUCUUUCUAAGAUGGGUCUGAUGAGUCUGACCACCAACUUGUAUGAAGGACACAUAGAGAAGGACACUCGGGAGUUCUUGGAUAAACAGGUGUGUGGAACUCCCGAGUACAUCGCUCCGGAGGUUAUUCUUCGCCAAGGCUAUGGGAAGCCGGUGGACUGGUGGGCUAUGGGCAUCAUCCUGUAUGAGUUCCUGGUGGGCUGUGUGCCUUUCUUUGGAGACACUCCAGAGGAGCUGUUCGGACAGGUCAUCACAGAUGACAUAGUGUGGCCUGAAGGGGAAGAGGCUCUUCCUGUCGAUGCCCAGAACCUGAUCUCCUCCCUUCUGCAGACAAAUCCACUGGUUCGACUGGGAACAGGUGGUGCGUUUGAAGUGAGGCAGCACUCGUUCUUCACAGAGGUGAACUGGAACAGCCUGCUGAGACAGAAGGCAGAGUUCAUUCCUCACCUGGAGUCUGAGGAAGACACCAGUUAUUUUGACACCCGAUCUGAGCGCUACCAUCAUGUGCAUUCAUACGAUGAGGACGACACCAAUGACGACGAGCCCGUGGAGAUACAUCACUUCUCAUCCUGCUCCCCUCGCUUCAGCAAGGUGUACAGCAGUAUGGAGCAGCUGUCCCAGCUGGAGCAUAAAGUCCCUGGCGUGACUCUACGGGAGCACAAGGUCCCCAGGGAGGAUCGAGUGGCCAAGAGAGAAAGUCUGGGGAGCCUCACCCUCAGGGACAAGAGCUGGAGGACUGGAUCGCCUGAGAUGAAGCGCUUAUCCUGCUCUGAGUCCUCCUUUAUGGAGAGCGACUCCAGCCCACCGUCUGGAGCCCGAAGACGCUUCUCCGCCCUCAUGGACACACACCGCCUGGCCUCCCCCCUGGAGGUCGACUCUGAGCUGCCUGUCCCCAGCAGGCAGCCUGCAGUGAAGGCCAGAGGGACGUCCCUGGAGGGAGCCAUGGCUGCCAUCGCCUCUCAAGGGGAUCUGAAAACACUCCUUAAAGACAGCAACGGGGUCGCAGCUGGGGACAAGCUGUUGAGACCUGCUGAUGCAUCGUUGCCUCUACCAGGCACUGCUUCUGUUCUGGGGCUUCCAGACCCACAGGGUCCCCGCGGGGCCACCACUGACCUGGUGCUGCGGAGGGUUCGCCACCAGCAGCUCUCAGCUGAAGGAGAGAAACGCAGCUCACGGCCAGGAUCCAAAGUUAUUAAAUCUGCUUCUGCUACUGCUCUGUCUGUCAUCAUUCCUGCAGUGGAGCAACACGUUGCCUCCCCGCUGGCAAGCCCCAUGUCUCCUCGCUCCCUCUCGUCCAACCCUUCGUCGCGUGACUCUUCUCCCAGCAGAGACUACUCUCCCAUGGUCAACGUCCUGCAUUCUCCAAUCACCAUCCACCGCUCAGGGAAGAAGUACGGCUUCACUCUGCGAGCCAUCAGAGUCUACAUGGGGGACAGUGAUGUUUACAGUGUACAUCACAUGGUCUGGCAUGUGGAGGAAGGCGGUCCCGCCCAGGAAGCUGGACUUAACGCUGGUGACCUCAUCACUCACGUAAAUGGGGAGUCAGUCCACGGUCUGGUUCAUACAGAGGUGGUGGAGCUCAUCCUGAAGAGUGGAAACAAGGUGACAGUUACAACGACUCCAUUUGAGAACACCUCUAUAAAAGUGGGUCCCGCCCGCAAGUCCAGCUAUAAAUCCAAGAUGGCACGACGCAGCAAGAGAGCCGGAGCCAAGGAGGGACAAGAGAAGAAGCGCAGCUCCCUGUUCAGGAAAAUCACCAAGCAGUCCAACCUGCUCCACACCAGCCGGAGCCUCUCCUCUUUAAAUCGCUCCCUUUCAUCUGGUGACAGUCUCCCAGGCUCCCCCACCCACAGCCUCUCCGCCCGCUCACCCACUCAGAGUUACCGCUCCGCUCUGACUGAAUCCACCUACCUGGGCACCUCCUCCCAGAGCAGCUCUCCAGCAUCCAGCACUCCCAACUCCCCCGCAGCCUCUCACCACAUGAGGCCCAGCUCCCUGCAUGGCCUGUCCCCCAAACUCCACCGCCAGUACCGCUCUGCACGCUGCAAAUCUGCCGGCAACAUCCCUCUGUCUCCCCUGGCUCACACCCCCUCCCCCACCACCUCCUCUCCCCCGCCUCUCUCCGGCCACACAGUCGGAAGCUCCAACACCACACAGAUGUUUCCCGCCAAGCUGCACUCCUCGCCUCCUGUCGCCCGCCCUCGUCCCAAAAGUGCAGAGCCGCCCAGGUCCCCCCUGCUGCAGCGGGUGCAGUCGGCAGAAAAGCUAGGGGCUCCGAUGCUGCCUUCCUCGUCUUCAUCAUCAUCGUCACCCUCUCCUCUGACAGGCGGGGUGUCGUUACGCAAGCAUAGCCUGGAGGUGUCGCACGGGGACUACAGGAGAGAGUCCUUCCACUGUGAGCACAGUCUGCAAAGUCUGCUGGAGAUGGAAGGAGAGAACGGACCUGCUCCCCCAUCUCCUUCAUCAUCCUCCUCCCCCUCUCCCCCCAUGGGAGGGGAGAUUGGAGGUUUGAAGCCAGUACGGAAGCUGGGGAGGCAGGAGUCACCACUGAGCCGCGACACUCUGCUCACAUCAAGAGAGAAGGAUACCCAGACCAUAGCGUCUGAGCUCAGCGGGUCGCAAACCCAGAGCCUCGUUACUAAAGCUGAGUCCAAGAGCGAUGUUGUUGAUAAGGCUUUAUCCUCUGCUGAGGUUCUGAAGAAUAACGUGAGUCCAGCUCUGGUUUCAUCCAGUACAGAGGCCAAGCCCAGCCCAGGGGACAAACCUCAGAAAGUAAGUACUUCAGCUUCUGAGGCGACUGUCUCCAAGAGUAAACUCAGUGAGAAAAUCUCAUCAAAGAGCCCGCAACAACAAGACGGUAAGCAGCAGGGUGCACAGACAGACAGCGCUCCUGCAACUAAAGCUCAGGAGAAGAUUGAGGAGAAGGUGAAAGGCACUGCAGCGACAGAGAAAGGAAGCAUACAGAAAGUAUCUGCAGAGUCAAAGCCACGUAAAGGCGCAGAGACCGCAGAGAAAGGAGGCGUCGAUAAAGCAACUGAGACGACCAAGGUCAAAGGACCGGCGCCCCCGGUUCCCACCCAGGCUCAAUCCCACGCUGCAGCUCAUGCGCCCGCUGCUGCCAGAUCCAAAAUCGAGAAAGUAUCGCACAGUUACCGCGGGGCCAAGGAAGAGAGGGCACACCUGGAGGUCCUGGAAGAGAACCCCAUGUCGCCCUCCUCUAACGCAGCCUCGCCCUGCUCGAGCAAGUCUCGCCCGAUGUCUCCGGGGGAUAAAGCCAGCUUCGUCACCCAGCUCACGAGCGUGGCCAAAACAGUGCUCGGGCCAAUGAAGGUGGGGUCACAAGAGGCCGCCAAGGGUAAAGACACCUCCAAGUCAGGUGAGGAGAGGCGAGGAAACACAGCAGGAAAACCAGAGGCUUCGUCCGGUGGCGGCCGACGGGGCACUCCGACUGCAGCGGCUGGCACAGUCCACUCUGAUAAAGGGAACAGUCGCAGCUCCAAGCAUCACUCGUGAUGAGAACGAGUCAGACUCUCCCAUGUAAUGCCUUUUACUGUAGCAUCACACUGACAUAUCAUGAAUUAACAUGACUGUGAACGGAGGGGAGACGUAAAUGCCUGAAGAAAUAACACCAAAUAGAUGACAACGUGACAUGUAGACACGCGAGAUGUGAACAUCCACCAUGUUGGAAUAUGUGCACACAUGGUAUCAUAAUGUAGGCCCGUGUAUGUACUGUAUGUUCAAUGUGUUGUAUAUAGGAGAAAAAAAUGCAUAUGUCUUAAUGCAUGUCCAACACUGUACAUGGAAAAUGAAAGAAUAUUUAAAAAGAUGAGAAAUAUAAAGCAGACCUUAAGGUGGUGAACACUGUGAACAACUUUUCAACAGGCAAACUGUGUGUAAACAAGCAGGUUUCUGUUAUCAAUGGGCAUUACUUGCAUUUCAGAUCAGCUCCAGUGCCAUCGUUCAGUUCACUUCAAAUUGUACUUCCUGUGUUUUGGUUACUAAAAGAGUUCAGGCUCGUAAAAAGUCUUCAAGAAUACAAACAUACUGAAAACUGGACCAAGAGCCCAGUCGACAGAAUAAAUGCUGGCACUGUACGUUUCUGCAAGUCAUAGAUUCCUUACAUUUUUACGUUUUUAUGUAGUGGAACUUUCGUUUCAACGUUUUGGCUAAUGUUUGUUCAGGUUUAGGCACAAAAACCACUUGAUUAUGUUUAGAUAAUGGCUAAAAAUAGCUUUGGUGGCACAAUCCCAGCUGCACAUGUGAUGUCUUGUUAAAAAACACCUUGUCAUGCCACAAUCCCUGCAGGAAACACACCGACACGUUGUUACAAAACACCCCUGUUUGGAGCCCAAUAAGUUUAAAGCCUAAAAAGCCAAAUAAAACACAGCGACAGGUUGCUACAAAACACCCUCGUUUGGAGUGUUAAAAGCUGAUGGGAACACACCGACAGUUAGCUACAAAACAUCCACGUUUAAAGCCUUAUACGUUUGGAGCUUAAAAAGCUAAUGGAAACACACUGACAGGUAAUUUCAAAACACCCUUGUAUUUCUUGCCUAAAAAGCCAAAGGAAACAAACUGACCGGUCGCUACAAAACACCAACAUUUGGAGCCUUAAAAGCCAAUUGAAACACAGCAACAGGUCACUACAAAACACCCAUGUUUGGUGCCAAAAAACCUGACUGAAACAUACUGACAGGUUGCUACAAAACACCCAUGUUUGGCGCCAAAAAAACGGAUUGAAACACACUGACAGGUCGCUACAAGCACCCACAUUUACGUUUGCAGCCUAAAAGCCAAUGGAAACACAGCAAGAGGUUGCUACCAAACACUCAAACAUUUGGAGCUUAAAGAACCAAUGGAAACAUAGCGAGAGGUUGCUACCAAACAUCUCCUUAUAGAGCCUAAAAAGCCAAUUGAAACACAGUAACAGGUCGCUACAAAACACCCUCGUUUGGAGCCUAAAAGCUGAUGGAGACAGACUGAUAGGUAGCUACAAAACACUCAUGUUUAGAGCCUGAAAAGCCAAUUGAAACACAGAUGUAGGUCCCUACUAAACACCCUUGUUUGGACCCUAAAAAGCUAAAUGAAAGACAUUGACAAGUUGCUACAAAACACACAAACAUUUGGUGACUGCAAAGCUGAUGAACUCACACUGACAGUAGCUACAAAACACAGUUUGGAGCCUAAUACACCGCUGGAAACACAGUAUUGACUUGCUAAAACUUGUUGUUUGUUGGUCUUGUGGAGUGGUCUGCAGCUUGGCAGGCACAUCACCGAGGUGUCACGCCAUCCACCAAUUCAUGUUGAUAUACAUAUGAAACCUAUAAAUAUAUUGGUAGUUUGCAGAAACAUACAGUGCCAACAUUUCCUUCUGGUGACCGGGCUGCCAAAAGACCAAAAUACUUGCACUGAUGGAAUUCGGUGAAUCAGCUGACGUGCUUCAGAUCUGUUAAAGGGCUGAAUCUGAGUGGAAUAGAAAGAGGUAGAUUAGACGAACAUGCACAGGGACACUAUGCAAUGUGCUAAUAAUGCCACUUUUCUUUUGUCUGUUUGUUUUUGGUGUCCCCAGUUACUGAGUUUACAUUGUGCUCCAGGCAGGAAGAGAAGACGGAGGAAAGCGUUGCAAUAAGCCGAGCAAACACAUUUUGUUUUAAAUGUCGUCUCCACUGAUCGUAGUGAAAUGUGCAAUUGUAUAGUUAAGGCUGUUAAGUGAAAACUUCACCUGCAGAAUCACCAUGUGUUGAUCAGUUACUCUCCUUGUGCUACCUUGAAUUUGUGAAGAAAACCUCUGCCUAUGAGCUUAAGCAGAGUUCAAACACAUGUAUGAGACUGAACUGACAUGUUUUAAAUAGUAAGGUUUGCACGUGUUGCACGUGUUUGGGAAACACUGAGGAUGUCACCGGAUAAAUGAGACUCGGAUUGUACUGCAUGAGUUCGAUGAAAGAAACAGAUGGUUUGAUUUAGUUUUGCUGUUGUUAAACAGGAUCUGUGUUCACUUCAGUUCAUGCAAGAAAAAGAAAGUUUUCUUCAGGAAUUCAAGGUUAUCAUGCAGUGUUGGUUUUGUCUGCAAUUUUUCAUUUUUAAGUAAUUCAAGCCAUAACUAAAUUAAAAUUAGCUAAAUUAAAUCGGGCAGCGAGGUGGCGUAAUGGUUAGCAAGAGGGUUCCUGGUUCGAACCCAGGGUGGGAGAGCCCUUCUGUGCAGAGUUUGCAUGUUCUCCCCGUGUCAGCGUGGGUUUUCUCCAGGUGCUCGGAUGUGUGCACCAAAACAACCAGGCUGAGACCUUCUUGAAGAGGUGGUCAGUCUGGUUACAAACAAACUCUGGUGCAGUUCGUUUGUGGUGAGAACGUGUUCCGAUGAGCAGCGCUAAAAUCAACCUGCGUAGUUGUCCCUCCAUUGUGACAUUAGAAAGUGUCACAUUUAUCUUGCAAGUGUACUCUUCUUCAACGUUUGCUUUACUUCCUGGAUUUUUCCCACAUGGAAAUUCUGACCAAUCAAGAGCAGCUUUCUCACACAAGGCAUUUGAUCUGGUCCUCUUGUAAAUGCUGCCGUGAGAACACGAACCAACUCUAGGCAAUUAUACAACUUUGGAACAACAUCAGUCCCUGAUUCAGACCAAAGGAGACGACUCUAGGUCUGAAAGCACCUUAAAUAUUAGGCGAUUAGGGCCUCGAAUUUGGAGCUACGCCUCUGGCAGUGAGUCACAGAUAUCAAAUGGUCAUUUUGCAGGUGAAGACUUCCUUUAAGUGAAUUGUGUGGUGUGUUCAGAGUCCAGUGAGGAGACAGAGUGUGUAAAGAAACAUAAUGAAAGUCGCACUUAUAGGAGAGUCGUCUAGAAACGCUCCUUCACUCACUCUUUUCUAUUUAUGCAGAUGUAUAUUGUGUAAUGUUUCGUGUGAAGGAAAGUGCCAGUCUUUUUAUUUCUUUAGAGAUGAUGUGAUUUUUCUUUUUAUUUUAUUUUUUUUGUUUACACUUCAAUGUAUAAAAUUAUGCAAUCCAACAGUGCCCAGUUUCAUAAAUGGAGCACCCUUGUCAGUGACACAGUAGUAGACUCUACACAAAGGCAGGAGUAGAUGUGCUGGUGAGGUCGCGUUUGUGUGUUACAAAGAAAUGAUGUCGAUAGUUUUGGGAGGCUCAGACUUGUGUCAGACUGCCACCUUGUGGACGAUGUCAGGUCACACCAAAAGUCCUGAGGCACAAAGAAAGAGGUGUACAUUUCAAACAUUAUUCUGAUGCAUCAUUUCAGUCAGUUUACAGUCUGAGUUUAAAGUCUUUAUUUAAUCCAUUAGGCUGUAGAGGUCAGCGGACGUUAACCCAACCUUUGGAUCUUUGUUUUUUGUGUGUGACGUGAAAAAAUUGCACUUUAUUUUGUGUCAAAUAUUUUUAUUUACUGGUGUUAUAUAUUUAUUUGAUAAUUUUUCUAUUUGUUCUAUUUAUUGAACUUUUUUAAUUUAUUUAUUCGAGCGUUUUUACGUCAUCAGUCAGUGAAUUUCUGCUUUACUACUGAGGUUAGUGAUUUAUACAUUUUACAUUUAGUCUAAGAACCCGACCAAAUCUGCGUGGCUCCCCUGUCGUGUGUGGCUCAUCCCAUGUGUCUGACAUUGUGAUUAUUGCUGUCAUGUCCAUCUUUGUCCAAGUGUUUGACUUUUCUUUUUUUACAGCGACAACUUUCUCUGACUGUUGUUGUCCUUUACAUCGCUUCAUAUUAAUUAACCACUGUUGUGAGAAAACCAAUGCAAAAAAGCCUGUAGAGCAGAGAUGUAAUAAAAUGCAGAGAAACUCCUCAAUGUGUCUUUUAUGUUGUUUGAGAUAAAACAAUAACAUGAUGGGUAUAAACUGGUUCAGAAUCAGCACCAUUAUGUUGCCACUUUACUUUUUUUGGAAAACUUUUACUCAGAGGUGUGGUCUCGAGUCACAUGACUUGGACUUGAGUCAGACUUGAGUCACAAAUUUGACUUUAGACUCGACUAAAUCAAAAAAGACU
This is a messenger RNA of Epinephelus moara (kelp grouper), 10343 nucleotides long. Its product is annotated as microtubule-associated serine/threonine-protein kinase 1-like. Lineage: Eukaryota; Metazoa; Chordata; Actinopteri; Perciformes; Serranidae. The transcript has 27 exons. Gene Ontology annotation, biological process: peptidyl-serine phosphorylation; intracellular signal transduction. Bases 829 to 5874 code for a protein of 1681 amino acids. The record is from RefSeq and is a predicted model, not a curated record. Gene Ontology annotation, molecular function: protein serine/threonine kinase activity; magnesium ion binding; ATP binding.